Molecule: messenger RNA, 1509 nt
Organism: Arachis duranensis
Lineage: Eukaryota; Viridiplantae; Streptophyta; Magnoliopsida; Fabales; Fabaceae
Exons: 4
Coding region: 119-1351 (410 amino acids)
Source: RefSeq, a predicted model, not a curated record
CAUAACAAAAACUAGAAAGAGGGAACACUACAUUAAGUAAUAGGUAAGGCAAGACCACGUUCGCAUUCCAAUAAUAAUUUGAAUUGUAAUUUCCUCUUGGUCUUGGUGAUAAUAGAAGAUGAAGAAAACGCCUUGUUCCUCUUAUCAGAAGAACCACCUGAUUGGGUCCUUCCCAAGUCCAGGGGCACCAAACUACAGAGAGAAAGGCGCAGUGAUAAGUUCCCAAAAGGGAUGGAGCUCAGAGAGAGUAGCAAAAGCUUCAAGCAGCAGCAUAAGAAGACACACAAUGUCUGGUCUCACACCCUUCUUCAGCGCCGGCGGAAGAACAAUGCCUUCCAAAUGGGACGAAGCUGAGAGAUGGAUUUGUAGCCCAGUUUCUUCUUCUUCUGCUGACGUCAGACAACCUCAUCAGCGUAGACCCAAGUCCAUAAGCGGCCCAAUUGUUGAUCAUGGUCAACAAGGUCCUCAAGUGGCGGCUUGUUACUACUCCAAUAACCAUGCCUACUCACCUUCUUCUUCUUCUUCUUCUAUGGUUCCGAUUCGGCAGGGUUUGGUUGUGAGGAACUUGGUUGUUGGUUCACCGUUCUCCACCGGUGUGCUUGCACCGCUUGCUGUUUCUGUUCACCAUUAUGAUGAUGCUUAUCAUUUUGGGGAUGGAAUGGAUUCUUCUGGUAGUCCUCUGCUCCACGCUGCACCGCUCUGCCCUCAACACUCAUAUCACCCAUCGUCUCCUAUCUGCCAAGAUUUACUAGAUAAGAAUCACGAUGAGGAUGAGAUGAUGUUCUCAAAAUGUGACAAAGGAACACAAAUGAGCCCUGCAGAUGAAACAGAGAGUGAUCUGCAUUCAUCUCCAGAAUCUUGCACCGGUUCAGCCAUGGUUCAACCGGGUUGCCAUUCCCCUAAGCUUGAGGUCAGAGAUGUGCAGGUUGAUAGCCAAGCUACUCUUAUCAGGGGAUCCAAAAGGCACGCAACGAAAUCUCUGAGUAGCCACAAAGAGUUCAGAGAAAAUAGUACUGAAACCAGCCAAUUUUCGCCUUGGGAUAUUGAAGACUCAGCCUCAGACAUUUCCAAGUUAAAGAGAGAGGAAGCCAAAAUCAUUGCGUGGGAGAAUUUGCAGAAAGCAAAGGCCGAAGCCGCAAUACGCAAACUUGAGAUGAAAUUGGAGAAGAAGCGAUCAUCAUCAAUGGAUAAGAUUCUAAGCAAGUUGAGAAAGGCAGAGACAAAAGCUGAAAAUAUGAGAAGCUCGAUCCCUGAACAACAAGAAAACCGGACUUCCAAGAACUGCAAAGUGUUUUCAUUCCCGAUAUGGUCCCCAAUCAGCUGCUUCAGCACUCAUGCUGUUGCUGACUGAACCACUCAAGUCAUUAUGAUUUUGACCCUUCUAGUACUAGUGUGCUACACUCUUGUCUUAAUUCAUGCCGUUUCAUGCAUUUGUAUAUACCACACUUGUUUAUGGGACAUACUAUAUAUUCGCCUUUUUUUAUUUUUUUCUCAUUCUUUUUUUCUAUG